Pichia kudriavzevii is the source of this 2499-nucleotide messenger RNA. RefSeq lists its product as uncharacterized. Gene Ontology annotation, cellular component: endoplasmic reticulum; ERMES complex. The record is from RefSeq and is a predicted model, not a curated record. The transcript has a single exon. NCBI's taxonomy places the organism in Eukaryota, Fungi, Ascomycota, Pichiomycetes, Pichiales, Pichiaceae. Gene Ontology annotation, molecular function: lipid binding. Gene Ontology annotation, biological process: phospholipid transport. Bases 1 to 2499 code for a protein of 832 amino acids.
AUGCAUUUAAUAUUCAGGUUCAUUUUGACCUAUCUAUUUGGAGGAGUGUCUUUUGUGCCCCUAACAUUAUUACUCAUAUGGUAUCUAUCGCCACAAACUUCGGAGAUACCUGAGGAGAGAACGAAGCAAGAUGAGUUAAAGGCUGAGCAAGAAAGCCUAAAACAUGGUGAACCAAUCGGUUAUAGGACAUUAAGAGCAGGAGAGCUAUUCUAUAGGCAAAAUAGUGGUAAAAAGGCUUCAUAUUCUGGAUGGAUCACCGUGACAAAGGAAUUUUAUAGAUUUCCUCAGAUCAAUUCAGAGGAUUUCAAAUCGAAUGCUGAAAAUGCUGAAAUGGACACAGAAUCGAAUGUUUUAACUGAUGGUACCACUGGCUCUUCGGGAAUUUUCAGCAAAAUGAUGAAAACUGGAAACAAUAGUAACAAUCAUGCAGCAGGAAGCGGUGUAAACUCAGUCGAUGAUGAAAAUGAAAGCGACCCAGCAGCUCACGGUACUGGUAAAUUGAGGACGAUUCGGAAAAGAAACAGGUUUUUUGGUGUCAUUAAGCAUGGAAACUUAUUUCUCUAUUCAAAUGAGACCCAGAAGGAUGUUAAACAUGCUAUUGUUUUAGAUAAUUAUAUAGUGGCUUUAUGGCCCAGAGACCUAACUGACGGACAAUUAUUUACUAAAAGAAGUUCCAUAGUUUUGAUAAAGAAAGCUGACAAGGUGGAAGAGAUGGAGCAUCUUGUAGAUAUUUUAGAAGGGAAAGCACUCAAUAUCACUCUGCCCAAAUCUUCACGAUAUCUCUACGCUGACACUUCGAUUGAGAAGGAAGAUUGGUAUUUCUCAUUGCUUAGAGCCACUUCUGGUGAAUACAAUAUGACAGGCCAUUCAGUAUUUGAUAAACUGAAUCCGACUUUGAUGGCGAGACCUCUCUACUGCAACACUUCGGACAUGAUUGAUUUGAUUGAAACACUCAACUCAACAGAGCACCAAUUAUCAUCAAAAUGGUUGAACGCACUUAUUGGAAAGUUGUUUCUAGCCACUUAUAAAACAGAAGAAUUUAAAACUGCAUUUAAAAAUAAAAUUGAAGAAAAAUUGAAGAAAAUCAGGACUCCGGGAUUUUUGGAUCAAUUACAGAUCCAACGAAUUGAUGUUGGUCAUGCAGCUCCUUUUAUUACAAACCCUAGAUUGAAAUCGUUGAGUCCAGAAGGUGAUCUAGAAGUCUUAGUGAAUUUCUCAUAUGCUGGUAAGGCUAUGGUGGAAAUUUCCACAAAGCUAUUUCUAAACAUCGGAGUUGGCUUUAAACAGCGUCAAUUUAAUAUUAUCAUGAAAAUUACAGUUAACAAAAUCAAUGGUGAAUUGAUGGUGAAACUGAAAAGUGAGCCUUCAAGCAGACUAUGGUAUACAUUCACAGGAAUGCCUGACAUUGAUUUAGAGAUUGAGCCCGUUCUUAGCUCAAGAAAUAUAAGUUAUGGUAUUAUUACAACUAUCUUGGAGAACAAAUUCAAAGAUGCAAUCAAGACGAGCUUAGUGUACCCAUUUUUUGACGAUUUCAUAUUCUAUAGGUCACCACAAGAACUAUUCAGAGGUGGCAUAUUUGAUCGAACCGUUAGAACCAAGACGAAUGAGCAGGACAUAGGAAGUUCACAUGCUAUGGAAAAACCGAGGAGUGGAGAUAACCUCGAGGUAGAGGCAGAGAAGACAACUAUAUCUAAUGCAUCAGUACAAUCCAAGGGAUCGAUCAAUACAAGCUGCAGCAAACACUCAGAACAACCUAGCCAAUUGAGCACCAUUCCCAGCCUAGUUGAUGGAGAUGAGAGUAAUCAGCAGAAAUCUACAGAUAGUGUCACGUCAGAGCAAAUCAAAGGAACAGUUAUUAAAUCAUAUGCUAAAAUUAAACAAUGGUACAAAAAACAGCCUGCUACUGAAGAUAAUAAAACUUCGUCCAAGGCUAAUAGAGUUUUGACUGUUAAUAAGGAAGAGUACAAUCCCCCGGAAAUGAUAUCUAACCGAAGGCGCGUUACCCCUCGUCUGGAAAGCACGAUGGACUCAGCCAAAGCAGAAACAUUUUCGUCAGGUGUUUCCCACUCUAAUGCCAGAGGUGAGGCUUUUAUCAACUUGGAGAGAAAGCGUGCAGGUUCUCAAGCCUCCAAAUUUGGGUCAGUUUCUUCUAUGGAAGAUGUUUUCAGAGCCCAACGAACACAUGCCUCCCCGGGGUCUCCAAAAAUGUUUGUGAAUGAAAAGUAUGGCUCUGUUUCAAGCAAUACCCCGAACGUUGCGGAAUUUGGUGCCGCAUCUCAGCCAUGGGUAAAACCAUCGCCUGAAAACGGAAAUGCGGAGUCAUUCAUUGCAACAUCAGUUAUUGGCAAAGAGAUGUCUCAUGAGGGGCCAGAUGAAUAUCAAGACAACGUUAAUGAUCUAGAGACAUCGCAAAAACUUUCCUCAAAGCGUAGACCGCCGCCAGUCAUGACUAGAGUCAUUCCGUCUACUGAAACUAAAACAGAGUAUGAGCCUAUAUGA